AUGAAUGAAAUCGCAAAAGCUGAUCCGGAUUUACUUGACGUUACAGUCCGUCGUUUUAUAACGCACAAUAAGAUUAAUGAAACUUCCAAAAACAUUAUACAAUUACGUGAGCUCUUUACGGAAGAAUUAAUCAGGGUUUCUGUCAACAUACCAGGAUAUAGUGAUGAAGAUGAAGAAUGGGAAAGUUCGCUUAAUCAAGCAGAUGAAACAUUUCUACCCUCACCUUCAUCACCUUCGUUAUCGUUAUCAAGAGCUUCAUCUACUUUUGAAGAUCCUUGGAUUACGCAAAAUCAUUCUACAACAAAGAUGCCGGAAGAAUUUGAACAUUACGUUGAAGGAAUUCCAUUUUUGGAUAGACAUGAAAUCAUUCGAAUUUUAAAACCUUUUGGGCCAAUUGAACCCUCAUAUAGUCUUUGGAAUAAGAUUCAAGUUAGAUCCGGUGUAGAAAUUCAUAAAGUUUUACGUGAAGCUUGCAGGGAUUACCUUUCAAAGCUUUCAAAUGUGAACAUUUAUCUUGAAAUGGCAAAAUUAAUUAGUCAAAGUCUCGCUAAUAUUUGGACUUUGAGCUUAAAAGAAUUUCCAUCAAUUGGACCUAGACUUCACGUUUUAUAUUCAGGGAAUGUGACACUCAAUGGGAAUAAGUUAUGUUUAACAUUAAAUCCACCAAAAGUUGGUGUCUCCAAAAGGUAUUAUAGAUUAUUGUCAUCCGAAAGAUUCUUUCAUUUGAAGAUUAAUGACAUCGAAAACUUGAGUGAUGAGCAAAAAUCAAGUUUGAAACACCUCUUGUUAUUUCCUCUAUCAUUAGCAGGAAGAGUGUAUGAAUUUUUAUAUGCUAAAUCUGAUACUUUGUAUUAUUUUGCAACGAGCGGGUCGGACCUUCCUGACCUUUCGAUUUGGCAAGUGAUUAAUUGUAACUUACCAAUGGAGCUUAACAAAAACAUGACGGUGACAAAGUUCUAUUCUCGGAUAUCCUUAGGAUUUUCCAAUACUACUGCGUCAAUUAUCUUUGAACCAAAAGAAAUUCGUUAUGUUGAAGAUAUUAUAAUCGAUGGUCAUUGUUUCACAGAUGGUUGCGCUGCAAUAUCUUUGGCCGCUAUGAAGGAAGUUGGUGAAAUUUUGGGAUGUCAAGAAACCCCUUCCGCAAUUCAAGGAAGAAUCGGAGGUGCAAAAGGUGUUUGGUACAUUGAUCCUCGCAAGAACUUUAUUAAAGAUAAGUGGAUCGAGAUACGUGAAUCUCAAAUGAAGUACAAACAUCAUUUAGAUCAUGAGUUCGAUCAUUUACGAACUUUAGAGGUUUGUCAUGUUGCUAGUUCGCCAAUAACACCUGGUACUUUAAACAGUCAAUUCAUUAGAGUUUUAUAUCAUGGUGGUGUUCCCGUUGAGGUUUUCCUUACGAAAAUGAAAGAUUACGUUGACAGAAUUAAAUCCGAUGUUAUCGGUUGCGAUGAUCCACGUACAUUAAUUUCAUGGGUGACUGAUAACUCCUGUAUCAUGAAAAAGAGACUGGAGGUUUCGAACGGUUAUUUCAAGGAAGUGUUUUCAGACGAUGAUGAUUUCAUGUUUGGAUCUGAUGUAUACUCUAUGUCAGGAUUUCCGGAUAGUCCAUCUGAACAAUGCAUACAAAUGUUACAAGCAGGAUUCACCCCUUCGACAUGCCCUUUUUUAGCAAAAAAAUUAAAAUCCGUGCUUACCUCAAAAUUAAAGUCACUCUCCACCAAAUAUCGAAUAGACAUCCCUUUGUCUCGUGUCUUAAUGUGUAUCGCUGAUCCAACGAAAACUUUGAAUCCGGGUGAAGUUUUUAUUCAAUUAGACAGCGAUGCAGGACGUGAUAAAUCCACCGGAUUGCCAUUUGGAAUUAUUGAAGAUGAAGUAAUCUUGGCUAGGAAUCCAUCUUGCUUACCUUCUGAUCUUGUUAGAGUCAAAGCAGUCAAAAAUAUGCACCUGUGUAAUUACUUUAACGUAGUGAUAUUUCCUGUAAACGUUGCUUCAAAGGGUGACUUUUCAUUAGCAAGCUAUAUAAGUGGAGGAGAUUAUGAUGGUGAUAAGAUUUUCUGCUGUUGGGAUCCUCAAAUCGUCAAACAUUAUAAAAAUUCUCCACUUUUACCGCUCGAUCCGAGAGUUAAAAGUGCUUUUGACGAAAGCAAUCAAACAAUCGAUGAACUUACAUCUACAAAGUCGAGUCAAAUCGAAUUCAAAUUACAGGGAAUUAUCUUAGACAAUUAUCUCAAAGACUUGGAAAUGCCACGUGGUCUAUAUGAUUAUUGGCAUAGACUUCAAUCCUCCGAAUACGGAAUUUCUAAUGAGCAUUCAAUUUACCUCGCUCAAAUGUGCGCACAACUUCUCGAUGCUACUAAACAAGGUCUCACUCUUAAACAAAGUGUUCAACAAAGAGAUAGUGAGAUGUUUAAAAAAAUUCACAUUCCUCAUUGGAUGGGAAGUAAAAAUCGAUCUCAAGCGAAACGACAAGAAAGCAAUGGAAAUAACUUUGGAGUUCGAGAUGUAAUGGAUGUUUUAUGCGUUUCAAUUGAAAAUGAGAUGAGUUUAGUAAAUAAUAAGGGAUUCACGGUAAUAGAAAUUAAAUCAGAGCCAGAUGCACAUAUAUACAAUUUCUGGUAUAAUGAAUUAAUUCGUGCUAGACAAAUGGAAGACGAUUUAUACCUAGAGGAUCUAAAUUCGAUUUCAAUGUAUGCGUUACAAGUAGUACAGCAUUACAACAGAAAGUACGCUAGAACCUUUGAAGAUCGGGAUCGGAAAGAAAGCGAACAACCGUCAACAUCAAAGAAUCAAUUAAAUAUUAAUCCAAAUGCAUCUAAUUUGAGUGAAGAGUUUAGAAGCAUAGAUCAUGAAUGCUUAACAAAAUUUUUAAAUACACCGCCGGUUGAGAAAUAUAAGAGCGAUAUUUUUAAAUUUUUGAAAAGUAGACGAUCUGAUGUUGUCGAAAGUGAAGUUGAUCCACUAUCCAUAUUCGAGUUACAAUUGAAAGCUGCCUCUUUAUACCUUUCAUCUGUAAAUAAAAAACCAGAUGGGCAAGUUAGUUGGGUCAUUGCAUUUCGUGUCUUAUGCAACAUCAAAUCACAAAUGUUAGAAAAUGAAAAACAUUUGUUUGUCGGAGGACCAAGAUCGAUAAUUGAUGGCGUUUGGCAAGCGUUGAGAAUUGAUAAAAAGUGGUUGAAAUAUAAGGAUAAUGAAUCCAACUAA
Molecule: messenger RNA, 3198 nt
Organism: Funneliformis mosseae
Lineage: Eukaryota; Fungi; Glomeromycota; Glomeromycetes; Glomerales; Glomeraceae
Source: the annotation of a GenBank genome assembly